This is a messenger RNA of Rotaria sp. Silwood2, 878 nucleotides long. The record is from the annotation of a GenBank genome assembly. Lineage: Eukaryota; Metazoa; Rotifera; Eurotatoria; Philodinida; Philodinidae.
UUAUGCAAAUUGUAGAGCUUUUCACGCUGCAUCUUUUAGUAUAUUAUAUGAAAAAAAGUUCUUAGAAAUUUUUCUAUUAAUAUCGAUAAGAAAAUGUCGCGAACUUUUUUCCCAUACCUUAUGUUAUAAUGAGUGUUGAUAGAGACAUAGAGAACAAAGAAACACUUUCAACUCAGUCGUGUUUCACAAUGAUUUCACAACAAACUUCGCUUUCUCGGAAAUAUGUCUGUCACGAUCCGUAAUACGAUGGGAAUGCGUUGCUAAAGUGUCUGCCAUAUUUGUGGGGAAGUGCAAAUUUAUGCCUCUAUACACUUCAACACUCGUUUUCGAUUGUGUUUCACAAAAGGAAACGCUUUGAAGCUCUACAAAUAGAUAGUUUAAUUGGUCAAUAUAGCUGGGAAUGAGAACACACCAAUACAAGAGACCUGGAUUUUAUAUUUUAAGAGUUGUUGAUGUUGAAUGUGGGAAUGUGAAGUAUUUCUUAAGUGAUUGUUUUUGUUUCUACUCCUAUGACAUUUGCUUUUAAACGAUUUUGGGGAAAACUGAACGAGAUAUUUAGAAAAUACUAGCAUCAUUAUUUAUUCUGGGCCACCCGUGAUUAUCUCUAUUUGAUAAGACUUUGUUUUUUCCAGGGUUAUGCUUUUCUUGGCUUUGUUGUAUCUAUGGUAUGGAUUUAUUCAGUUGCACAUGAAAUUGUUAAUUUAUUAACAACAUUUGGCGUUGUCUUUGGUAUCAGCAAUACAAUUCUUGGAUUAACGCUUCUUGCAUGGGGAAAUAGUUUAGGCGAUUGUGUUUCAAAUAUUGUUUCUGCUCGACAAGGUUAUCCAAAUAUGGGCAUAUCAGCUUGUUAUGGUGCUCCCCUUUUAUGUAAGUAUUAA